UUCCCGCAGUAGUUUGUGUCUCUGCCCCUCCCACAAUGCGGAGAUUUCCCGCAUGUAGUUUGUGUGUCUCUGCCCCUCCCACAAUGGGGAGAUUUCCCCGCAGUAGUUUGUGUCUCUGCCCCUCCCACAAUGCGGAGAUUCCUGCAGUAUAUUUGUGUCUCUGCCCCUCCCACAAUGCGGAGAUUUCCCGCAGUAGUUUGUGUCUCUGCCCCUCCCACAAUGCGGAGAUUUCCCGCAGUAGUUUGUGUCUCUGCCCCUCCCACAAUGUGGAGAUUUCCCGCAGUAGUUUGUGUCUCUGCCCCUCCCACAAUGAGGAGAUUUCCCCUGUAGUUUUU
This is a messenger RNA of Staurois parvus, 335 nucleotides long. The record is from the annotation of a GenBank genome assembly. NCBI's taxonomy places the organism in Eukaryota, Metazoa, Chordata, Amphibia, Anura, Ranidae.